Molecule: messenger RNA, 219 nt
Organism: Penicillium maclennaniae
Lineage: Eukaryota; Fungi; Ascomycota; Eurotiomycetes; Eurotiales; Aspergillaceae
Exons: 2
Coding region: 1-219 (72 amino acids)
Source: RefSeq, a predicted model, not a curated record
AUGGGCCGCCUGAUCCGUCCAAAUGGCAGGUAUGCUGCCACUGCAAGAGAGUACAACCCAGUUGCUCCCGCUGCACCUCACUUGGCCUGGUGUGCCAGUAUGGUCGAGCGCGAAAGCGACCAGGCCCUGCAAAAGGCGCUGUUACCUCAAGAACUAAGGUUCUCCUCAGUAGAAUCGGUACACUAUACCUCCUUCCGGCUUCUUGUUCUUGAACACUGA